CGCGGGGGACGUGUUCGGGCGUCUCCGCCAUUUUGUGAGUCUAUAACUCAGAGCCGUUGGGUCGGUUCCUGCUAUUCCGGUGCCUCCACUCCGUCCCCCGCGGGUCUCCUGUGUGUGCAAUGGACGGCAUCGUCCCAGACAUAGCAGUUGGUACAAAGCGGGGAUCUGACGAGCUCUUCUCUGCCUGUGUCACUAACGGACCCUUUAUCAUGAGCAGUAACUCGGCCUCCACAGCAAAUGGAAACGACAGCAAGAAGUUCAAAGGGGACAACAGGAGCACAGGCGUGCCCUCCAGGGUGAUCCACAUCCGAAAGCUGCCCAGUGACGUCACUGAGGGAGAGGUCAUCUCCUUGGGGCUGCCCUUCGGGAAGGUCACCAAUCUCCUGAUGUUGAAAGGGAAGAACCAGGCCUUCAUCGAGAUGAACACGGAGGAGGCUGCCAACACCAUGGUGAACUACUAUACGUCGGUGACGCCCGUACUGCGCGGCCAGCCCAUCUACAUCCAGUUCUCCAACCACAAGGAGCUCAAGACAGACAGCUCGCCCAACCAGGCACGGGCCCAGGCGGCCCUGCAGGCGGUGAACUCAGUCCAGUCGGGAAACCUGGCCCUGGCUGCGUCGGCCGCGGCGGUGGACGCAGGGAUGGCAAUGGCUGGACAGAGCCCAGUGCUCAGGAUCAUCGUGGAGAACCUCUUCUACCCGGUGACCCUGGACGUGCUUCACCAGAUCUUCUCCAAGUUCGGCACCGUCCUAAAGAUCAUCACUUUCACCAAGAACAGUCAGUUCCAGGCGCUGCUGCAGUUCGCCGAGCCCGCGAGCGCCCAGCACGCCAAGCUGUCGCUGGACGGCCAGAACAUCUACAACGCCUGCUGCACCCUGCGCAUCGACUUCUCCAAGCUCACCAGCCUCAACGUCAAGUACAACAACGAUAAGAGCCGCGACUAUACACGCCCUGAUCUGCCAUCUGGCGACAGCCAGCCCUCUCUGGACCAGACCAUGGCCGCAGCCUUCGGUGCGCCUGGUAUAAUGUCAGCCUCUCCGUACGCAGGAGCUGGUUUCCCUCCCACCUUUGCCAUUCCUCAAGCCGCAGGCCUCUCCGUCCCUAACGUGCACGGGGCCCUGGCUCCUCUGGCCAUCCCGUCGGCAGCGGCAGCGGCAGCAGCGGCGGGCCGGAUCGCCAUCCCAGGCCUGGCAGGGGCAGGAAAUGCUGUCCUGCUGGUCAGCAACCUCAACCCCGAGAGAGUCACACCCCAAAGCCUCUUUAUUCUUUUCGGCGUGUACGGCGACGUGCAGCGGGUGAAGAUCCUGUUCAACAAGAAGGAGAACGCCCUGGUGCAGAUGGCCGACGGGAGCCAGGCCCAGCUGGCCAUGAGCCACCUCAAUGGGCACAAGCUGCACGGGAAGCCGGUGCGCAUCACACUCUCCAAGCACCAGAACGUGCAGCUGCCCCGUGAGGGCCAGGAGGACCAGGGCCUGACCAAGGACUAUGGCAACUCGCCCCUGCACCGCUUCAAGAAGCCCGGCUCCAAGAACUUCCAGAACAUCUUCCCGCCCUCGGCCACCCUGCACCUCUCCAACAUCCCGCCUUCCAUCUCUGAGGAUGACCUCAAGAUUCUCUUCUCCAGCAACGGCGGGAUCGUGAAAGGGUUCAAGUUCUUCCAGAAGGACCGCAAAAUGGCGCUGAUCCAGAUGGGCUCCGUGGAGGAGGCCAUCCAGGCGCUCAUCGACCUGCACAACCACGACCUGGGUGAGAACCACCACCUGCGGGUGUCCUUCUCCAAGUCCACCAUCUAGGCCGCCACCAAGGACCAGCCUGCCGGGCACCCGGCGACAACUUCCAUCAUUCCAGAAAAAAAGCCACUUUAAAAAGCAGCUGAAGUGACCUUAAAAAAAGACCAGAGAUUUUAUUUUUUUAAAGAGAAAUCAGUUUACCUGUUUUUAAAAGAAAUUAAAUCGAAUUCACUUGCUCACCUGGGGGAGGUGGGGUGCCAACCUCAGGCUCUUGGUGACCGUGCUCUUGGCCCAGCCCGGCCCCUUGCCCGUGCCUUCUGUAGUCUGUGUGGCGGGCGCUCCCAAACCUCCACUCGGCUUUCUUGUGCCUUAAACCCACUGCUCUGGCAGGGCCUAUCUUGGGGUAGCAGACGUGUAGGGGUUUGGGGGCCUGGGGGGGGGGGGGUCGGCCUCCCAUGGGAUCGUGUGCCUGCUGCGGUGGGAGACCGUGGGUGGCCAGGUGUGGCCGCCCCCAAUCCUUGUAUCAUUUGCCCCCCCAGCCCCAGGGCCCCUCCCCGUCGCUUCUUCAGCUUUGUUUCCACCAUAAUCUCUGUAUUAUGCUUCGAUGCAGCUGCAGACACCUGUGCCUAGCAAUAUUUCCAGUUGACCAAAUAUUCUAAUCUUUUUCAUUUAUAUGCAAAAAAUAGUUUUAAAUAACGUUUUAUAUAGCAAGAUGAUAAAAAUGGUAUGAGUGUAACCUAAAUUUUCUCCUCGUGGUAUGACUUUGUAUACUGUACUUUUAUUUUAUUCCUUGUCAUUGAGUCGCAGGGCAGGAUCUAAUUUCCAGGGCAGACACAAUGGGGCCGGCACGUCUGCGACCUGCCGAUGCCUUACUCACAACUGUCCUCUGUCCCGGAGGACAAGUGCUCUUAAACUUUCAGGGUUUCUUUUUUCCUGCAAAUUUUGGACCAAAGUUUUGUUUCUGUUUUUUGUCUGCUCUAAUGCUGGGACCCCAGGAGGUGGGACAGCAGCCCUAACCUUCCGGUCUUUACCGCCUUGUCCUGCACUCACGGGUCCAAGGGGCUCCCCGCGCAGGCCCUGUGCUGGCCGGCCCUCCUUCAGGGCCUGGGCCUCAAGUUUCCAUGUCGGGGUGGAACAAGGGUGUAAAUAUUUAUAAUUUUUUAUACCUGUUGUAAGACGUGAGGGGCAGCAAUUGCGGUUUUUUUAUGGUGACACAGAUGUAUAUUUUGAUAACAGCAAUUACAGGCUCAGUAUUGUAAGGAGCAUGGCAGGCCACUGCCCGCUGCCGGCUUGUAAUGCGGAGAGAACUGAAUUAAAGCAAUUUUAUAACAACUCCUACCUUUUCUGUAGGCUCUUUUUUCCUGUCCACAUGUAGGAGGUGGUCUGGCCGGUCUGUACUGGACUCUGAAUAAAUUCUCUGUAUCCUGCACUUGAUUUCCCUCUUUA
Messenger RNA from Globicephala melas (long-finned pilot whale), 3176 nucleotides. RefSeq names its product polypyrimidine tract binding protein 1 (gene PTBP1). The record is from RefSeq and is a predicted model, not a curated record. Gene Ontology annotation, molecular function: mRNA binding. Gene Ontology annotation, biological process: regulation of RNA splicing; mRNA processing; regulation of cell differentiation. NCBI's taxonomy places the organism in Eukaryota, Metazoa, Chordata, Mammalia, Artiodactyla, Delphinidae. Gene Ontology annotation, cellular component: nucleus.